Contarinia nasturtii (swede midge) is the source of this 1619-nucleotide messenger RNA. Its product is annotated as myrosinase 1-like. The coding region runs from base 51 to 1526 and encodes 491 amino acids. The record is from RefSeq and is a predicted model, not a curated record. NCBI's taxonomy places the organism in Eukaryota, Metazoa, Arthropoda, Insecta, Diptera, Cecidomyiidae. The transcript has 8 exons. Gene Ontology annotation, molecular function: beta-glucosidase activity. Gene Ontology annotation, biological process: carbohydrate metabolic process.
CAAUCAAUGGAAUUAGUAGAAAAAGUGGCAUAGCGACAUUACAAGCAAAUAUGUUUUUGUCGAGAUUAAUUUAUAUUUUUACCAUUUUCAUAGUGGAAAUAGUAGUUGCCAAAAAUGGAUCUAGUCAACAUUUUCCGGAGAAUUUCUUAUUUGGUGUGUCAUCGUCUGCAUAUCAAAUUGAAGGUGGCUGGGAUUCGGAUGGUAAGGGACCAUCAAUAUGGGACGAAUUCACUCACUUGCAUCCCGAAAAAAUAGUUGAUCGUCAGAAUGGCGAUGUUGGUGCCAACUCUUAUGAAUAUUAUUUGGACGAUGUCGAAGCAGUGAAAAGUUUAAAUAUGAACUUUUAUCGAUUUUCAAUCUCGUGGACGCGUAUCUUGCCAACUGGCGAUUUAACACAAGUAAAUGAAAAAGGCAUCGAGUAUUACAACAAAAUUAUCAACAAGCUCAUCGAAUACAAAAUCGAACCAAUGGUGACGAUGUAUCACUUCGAUCUACCAGCACACCUUCAAUUAUUGGGUGGUUUUGCAAAUUCAGCCAUUGUUCAAUACUUUGAAGAAUAUGCAAACUUACUGUUCAAUCGGUUCGGCGAUCGUGUCAAGUAUUGGAUUACCAUAAAUGAAGCAGCAGAAUUUUGUGUAAAGGGCUAUGGUGGAAAGAUUCAUGCACCUGGCAUCAAUGCACACGGAAAAGGCGAAUAUUUGUGUGUGCAUAAUGCAUUGAAAUCACAUGCGGUUGCUUAUCAUUUGUAUAAACGCGAGUACUAUAAUCAGUAUAAAGGUCAAGUUGGAAUCGCCCUUGACUCUUCAUUUUUUUACUCCGAUUCAAAUGAUACGGUGGUAGUGAAUCGGGAGAUGCAAUUUACGCUAGGCUGGAUAGCACACCCAAUUUUCAGCUCCGAUGGAGACUAUCCGGCAGUCAUGAUUGAUCGUAUUGCCAACCACAGCAAAGCGGAAGGUCGUUUGGUUUCACGAUUACCGACAUUCUCUAAUCAUUGGAAAAGGACAAUUCAAGGAACGUCUGAUUUUUUUGGUUUAAACUAUUAUACAAGUCGGUACAUUCGAGAAUCAUUGGAACCAAUUGGUGAGAACCCAUCAGUUGCACGCGACAGGGGAAAUGAAAGAUUUACAAAACCUGAAUGGAUUAAAGGUGCAUCAGAUUGGUUAUAUUCGGUUCCAAAAGGACUUGGCGAUCUUUUAAGAUGGAUCAAAGCGGAAUAUAAUAAUCCAGAAGUAAUAAUCACUGAGAAUGGUUGGUCUGAUGAUGAUAGGCUUGAAGAUGACAGUCGCGUCACCUAUUUUCAUGAUCACUUGGAACAAGUUUUGGAUGUCAUUUUAAAUAACGGUUGCAACGUCAAAGCAUUUUCAGUAUGGUCUCUGGUAGAUAAUUUCGAAUGGAGUCAAGGCUACACUGAAAAAUUCGGAAUGUUUUUCGUUAACAUGUCAUCGCCGCGGAAAGAACGAAUUCCUAAAAAAUCCGCAUAUUUCAUGGAAGAAUUGAUUAAAAAACGAAGCAUUCCGGGAAUAUAAUAAUGUCAUUCAUAAUAAUGAGUCAUUUUUUAUUAAGACAAAUGUAUAUUUAUUUAAAUUGAUAUUUAAAUUAAAGAAAACCUCGUUAUUAUA